UCUUUUAUCUACUUUUUGUAGUAAUUUAGGCUAUUACCUAUUUAUCUUAUACAGAGGUAGCAUAAUGGCCCUUUUGUUUCAUGGGGAGUCAUCUUACACAUGGUACUGUACUCUUGUUCUGAUGUUUUCUUAUGCCAUUGGUGAACUAAGCCAUUAUUUAUUGGGUGUUAUCUCCAAACCAAUGGCAGAGGAGAUACAUUUUGGUGAGAUGGGAUGCAUGCCCGCCAACAACUCCAAAUCUUUGGGCCUUUGUAGCAAUAUGCAGGGAAAUGAGAUACUUUGCAGUAAUGCCACGGUUAACGGAACACAAGUUUGCAUCUGGGAUUACAAAGGCGAUGGUGUAGAUUAUCAACUUCUAGCUGGUCCAAUUUUUGUUGCGAUCUUCACUAUCAUGGGCAUUGUAUUAGGUGUUCUUGGUGACAGAUACAACAGAAUCCGAAUACUCUUCAUAUGUGUCCUUAUUUGUUCUACAAUGACUCUGAUGACAGGCUUUGCAAAGGAAUAUUGGCAAUUGGCUGUACUAAGAUUGGUAUUUGGUGCUGCUGAGGCAGGAUUUUCUCCAUUGAGUGCAAGUAUAAUUGCUGAUAUUUUUGGAAAGGCUUCACGAGGUCUAGGAAUGAGUAUCUACAAUUGGGGAAUUUAUUUUGGAUUUGGUUCUGCAUUUGCAGUGGGUAAUUUGGUAACAAAAGCAAAUAUAAACAAUCAAGGAUGGAGAUGGGCUUACUAUAUAUCGGGAAUACCUGGUUUUUUCAUAUCAUUAGUAAUUUUAAUAUCAUUGCGAGAGCCGAAUAGAAAAAAUGUAAAUAUAAACUAUACAAAUGAAGAAUAUGAACCCAUCUUAUCAGAAUCCAUGGGAGACCAGUCUCUGGAAUCUGAUUCAGGUAUCAAAAAGAUUCUGAAUGUGAUCAAAGUAUAUAUCACUAUGCCAUCAUUUUUACUACUACUUGUAGCUGCAUGUGUUCGUCAUUCUGCAAGCUUUUGUUUUGCAUAUAAUGCUCAAUUGUAUUUCACAGAAUUUUAUCCCCAAACUAAUCUUGGCUUGUGGAUGACAUUGUCACCCAUCAUCGGAGGAACAGUAGGAAUUGCUUUGGGUGGUUUCAUAUCUGAUUUGGUUGUAUCAAAAUAUGGGGCCAAUACUCGCAUGUGGGUAUUGGCAACAAGUCAGUUAAUUGCUUCACCAUUCGCAUUUGGUGUUCUUUACCUUGAUCCACCUUUUUGCUUUUUUUCGCUUAUUGGAGCUUAUUUAUUUGCAGAAAUGUGGUUUGGGAUUCUAUUUGCAGUUCUUGUUGAAUUGUUACCUACUCACAUAAGGUCAACAUGUUUGGCAACUUUCUUUUUUGUUGUCAGCAAUGUUGCCAGCCUUGUUUUGCUCAGUGUGCCUGAUCUCAAAAAUAAUAUGGGUUCUCGUGAAGCUUUAACGCUGGUUUAUCCAGGGUUUUAUCUUAUAAGUUCUUUGUUGUUUUUUAUUUCUCAGCUCUUGCUUCGAAGAGAGCAUCAAAAUUGAUGUUAAUAUAUUAUCAAAUUUUUAUUGUAACUAGUAUGUGUUGUAUUUUGCAUUAUUCAAAUUUUAUAUUGCUUAAAUAACUUGAGUAUGUGCUAAUACAUAACAAGCUUCGUGACUGAUUUUAGAAUCUAAAAGUUGAAGUUUCUACUGUUUGUAAAAUUGAAAUAGUGCAAUUUAUUGAAUUCCAGUAUAUUGUUUUUAUAUCAUGUUGAAAUUUUUUAAUACUACUAUCUCCAAUUACGUAUUGUGCAACUAGUAAUGACGGUAAUGCAUGUCACAUACAAUUUUAUAUACCUUUAAGUUUUUUUGUUUCUCCAAUAGGAAAUGUAUGUGUAUAUUCAGUGUUACAUAUUUUAAUGUGUUUAAAUUGGCUAAUUAUGGGUAAAUAUAUAAUAUAUUUUCCAUACUAAUAAUCUAAUGAAAUAAUUGAUCUUGUAUAUGAUUUUGUUUCAUUCAUAAAUUUUUAAUUAAUUAAUUAUGUCACUGUGCUCAUGCAAGCUUCAAUUGAACCAAAAUUAAGUACGGUACAUAAUUCAGUUUGUCAUUCAGGGCCUCAUUGAUUUUACCUAGAACCUUGCCUUAUAUGCCAAUUUUUGACUUUAUUCCGCAGCUGCCUUCGUGUGAUCAAUUUCUUUUACCUUUACGAUACCUUUUUUUGUCUUCCAUGUUUUUAUUUAAACUUUCACAGAGUAUGUUUAUUGUAUUUUAUGUGCAG
Styela clava is the source of this 2219-nucleotide messenger RNA. RefSeq names its product protein spinster-like. Gene Ontology annotation, cellular component: membrane. NCBI's taxonomy places the organism in Eukaryota, Metazoa, Chordata, Ascidiacea, Stolidobranchia, Styelidae. Gene Ontology annotation, biological process: transmembrane transport. The record is from RefSeq and is a predicted model, not a curated record. Gene Ontology annotation, molecular function: transmembrane transporter activity.